Penicillium angulare is the source of this 1671-nucleotide messenger RNA. RefSeq lists its product as uncharacterized. Lineage: Eukaryota; Fungi; Ascomycota; Eurotiomycetes; Eurotiales; Aspergillaceae. Gene Ontology annotation, biological process: triglyceride catabolic process; phosphatidic acid biosynthetic process. Gene Ontology annotation, cellular component: lipid droplet; endoplasmic reticulum. The record is from RefSeq and is a predicted model, not a curated record. Gene Ontology annotation, molecular function: acylglycerone-phosphate reductase (NADP+) activity; triacylglycerol lipase activity. The coding region runs from base 1 to 1671 and encodes 556 amino acids. The transcript is spliced from 6 exons.
AUGAAGUCAGUGCUGAUUACCGGGUGCAGCGAUGGCGGAAUUGGCGCUGCCCUAUCCAUCAAAUUCCAACAGAAAGGAUUCAUUGUUUUCGCUACCGCAAGAACAUUUUCAAAGAUGACCGAGCUUCAAGAUGUGCCAAACAUCAAAUUAUUGGAACUGGAUGUCACAUCAUCGAUUGAUAUACAGUCGGUACUCAAAGUGGUGCAAGAAACAACAGGCGGGAAGCUAGAUGUUCUUAUCAACAACUCCGGCCAACAACUUGUGGUCCCCAUGCUCGAUAUGACUCCUGAUUUCGGGCGCAAACUUUUCGACGUAAACUUCUGGGGUGUCUUUGAUAUGAUCCAAGCAUUUACACCGUUCUUAGCGGCAGUUAAAGGUAUUAUUGUGAACGUGUCGUCAAUCUGCAGUUACCUUCAUACGCCAUUCAUGAUCUUCAUCAAUUUGAAAGGUGUAUACAAUGCUUCAAAAGCCGCUCUCACUAUGUUCGGUGAAACUCUACGUUUGGAGAUGAUGCCCCUAGGUAUCAGAGUCUUGACAGUGAUCACGGGGGCCGUCGAAACAAAUAUUAUGAAGAACGGAAGUGUCCCCUCUCUCGAUCCAUCACUUCCGUAUCACAAAUCUCAGCAACGAAUAGCCCAGCUUGCAUCCGGGAAUGACGGUGUCAAGCGGAUGAAGAGGGAAGAAUUCGCUGGGAAGUUGUUAGAAGAUGUCCUUCGAGGGAGCAAUGGUAAAGUGUGGAGAGGAGCUUCAGCUUCAGUGACACAUUUUGCGUCACUUUUAAUGCCUGUGACUAUCUUGGACAUUAUUCUGUCAAGGAACAGCGGGCUUUCAGACAUCUUAAUUGAUACUGCUGCUCGCUAUUCACCUGGUAAUCCAGGCGGCUCGGAGACAUUGCUUGGUCAACUAGUUGCUGCUAAGCAGGGGUUCAUCAUUGAUACCAAAAUCAAUAUCCCAGAUGCCAAUAUUGCUACCGGUGCGGGAUCUUUAAGCCCUGCCGCUAUAUCUAAGUCUAUCGAUGAGAGCUUUCGUCGGCUCAAUGUUGAAAGUGUUCACAUUUUGCAUUUCCAUCGAUCUGAUUCUGUCACCCCUGUGGAAGACCAAGCAGCCGAGAUGCAUAAACAAUAUAUGGCUGGUCGUUUUGAAAAGUUUGGGGUUUCCAAUUUCACGCCGCAGGAGCUUGCUGAGCUUAUCUCUGUGUGCGAAAGGAAAGGCUACAUUAAGCCAAGUACAUAUCAAGGGUGCUAUAACGCGAUUGACCGCCAGUUAGAGAAGACCCUGUUUCCGUUGCUCCGUGAACAUGGCAUUGCAUUCAAUGCGUAUAGGCCCCUAGCAGGUGGCUUCUUGUCAGGCCGAGCAACGCGAGGUGAUUUAGAGAACUCUCGAUUCUCGCCUGAAAAUCCAGUAUCGAAGAUGUUGAAUGAUGAAUACGACAAGCCAAAUCUUCAUGCUGCAAUGAGAGAGCUCUUACAAGCACUUGAGCCACAUGAUAUCAGCGGCUCGGAGGCUUGUCUUCGAUGGAUGUUCUACCAUUCUGCCCUGGGAGAUGGCGACGGUGUGAUUCUUGGAGCUAGCAGAACUUCUCAAGCGGUGCAGAAUCUUCAGGAUAUUUCCAGGGGGCCUCUGCCAGCGGAAAUAGUGGGAAGAAUUGAUACGAUCUGGAAACUUCAAUAA